This is a messenger RNA of Naumovozyma dairenensis CBS 421, 822 nucleotides long. It is a transcript of the gene TRS33, whose product is annotated as Trs33p. The transcript has a single exon. The record is from RefSeq and is a predicted model, not a curated record. Gene Ontology annotation, cellular component: trans-Golgi network; TRAPP complex; cis-Golgi network. Gene Ontology annotation, biological process: endoplasmic reticulum to Golgi vesicle-mediated transport; regulation of GTPase activity. The coding region runs from base 1 to 822 and encodes 273 amino acids. NCBI's taxonomy places the organism in Eukaryota, Fungi, Ascomycota, Saccharomycetes, Saccharomycetales, Saccharomycetaceae.
AUGGAUCCCACGCAAGUUCAGCGCCAAGGAACCGAUCAAGAAAGGAUUCAACAUCAAUUCCAAUUGUUUCAAGAAUCACUGCCUAAAGUCAGUCAUCAUGUUUAUGAAAUGCUACUGAAUGAGAUUAUCCCAAUGACGGUAUCUGUUGAGAACCAAUUAGAGAUGAUAGCGAGUGAGGAUACGUCAAAAGGGGAUUUGAAAGAGGUACCUAUUGAGAAACUGGCUCUAGAGGAUAAGGAAAUUAAAGAAGAAAAAUCAGAUAGGAUUAGUACCAAUUAUAAUACAAAUGGUCCAUUGUAUCAAUCCCAUAAAAUGUUAUGGGAACUUUCAGAAAUGGAAGAUGAGGAGAAAUGUAAUAAUAUCUCAGAGAGAUUAAGAAAUAUAGGCUUCCAGCUUGGUAAGAAACUGUCUGAACUUCUAGUAUUCACCAACAAUCCAAAUCUAAAAUUCAAAGGUAUGGACUUAUUAAUGGUAAUGAAAUUUAUAUGUCGAGACGUUUGGAAGCAAAUAUUUGGCAAACAAAUCGAUAAUUUGAAAACGAAUCAUAGAGGGACAUUCUAUCUUAUUGAUUAUGAGUAUAGACCGAUUCAAUCCUUCUCUCUUAGUGAAACGGCUUCGAAGAUGGAGCUGAAAUUAGCAGAACCAUUUUUCGAGUUGCCAUUAGGGAUAAUAAAAGGUGUGUUGGCGUCCUUAGGGUAUUUUCCCGAUGAUGUUAUCUGUCUUGCAUCAUUCAUAGAUAGACCUCCAGAUCGAGCUAAAAAUGCAUUUUCCAAAGGUGUUAGUUUCCAUAUUCAAGUAAAUUUAAAACCUCAAAAAAUAUAA